GUGGCAGCGGUGACCGCCUCCUGGGUUAUUUUUUUUUCUCUCCCCCACCUGCCCCAGGGUUCUGGUUUCCCGAAUCAGUUGGCGAAUAACGAGCAGGUAGGCAGAUGUCUUUUUCGCAUUCCUACCAACGCGUAGGCAAGUUCGAUGAGCCAGAGUGAACAGCCAGGGUCCCAUCUCUCAGCUGACUCCCAGGCGGUGCUAGCAGGGAAGAGGGACGCGCCGGAGAAUGAAACACCACUAGCUGGGAAAGCCGGCCUGGACCUUCACCGGGGGCAGCAAGUCUGGCAGCCCAUCGCCGCCGCCCCCUCCGACCAGAACAGACAACGCUGCGAGCCCCGGGCUUCCGCCGCAGCGCGCAGAAAUUGGAGGUGCCAGAGGAGACGAGCAGCAGCACUUGAUUUAGCUGGGCUGCAGGCAUUCCGACCCGCACACUUUCCAGAAGCCUGAUCUCUCCAAGUCCGAGCCCAGGGAGGGACUCGAGCCCCGGCUUCCAGGUUGACCCUAGCGCGCCCCCUUCGUGCUCUCGGCCGCGUUUACCGCGCAGGGCCUCUAGGUCGUGUGAAGUCCAAGCAGUACAGGCCGCUCCCUGGGCACCCACCCAGCAGCCCACCUGGGACAAGCCGGAGAAGGGGCGGAGUGAACUGCGGAGACCACGUGGAGAGACUGGCCGCUUUGGCCCUUCCAUCCGGGUGCCCGGAGCCCCUAGGCCCUCCGGCCAUGGCUGACAGCAGCGGUGCGGGCAGCUCCGGCCCCUGGUGGAAAUCGCUCACGAACAGCAGGAAGAAAAGCAAGGAAGCCGCGGUGGGAAUGCAGCCUCCGGCCCAGCCUGCUCCCGGGGAGCCCACGCCACCUGCGCCGCCCAGCCCGGACUGGACCAGCAGCUCCCGGGAGAACCAGCACCCCAAUCUCCUUGGGGGCACCGGCGAGCCCCCCAGGCCAGACAAGUUGUACGGGGACAAAUCCGGCAACAGCCGCCGCAAUUUGAAGAUCUCGCGCUCCGGCCGCUUUAAAGAGAAGAGGAAAGUGCGUGCCACACUGCUCCCAGAGGGGGGCAGGUCCCCGGAGGAGGCGGGUUUCCCUGGUGACCCCCACGAAGACAAGCAAUAGCCUCAGUAGCCUGCGCGCUCCAGGACUGUCUCUUUACCCAGCACUACCCCUAAACCCCCAGUUUCAAACCCGAGACUUCAGGCCUGCCCUCUUACAUGUUGUCUAAUUCUACCAAAUUCAGAAUAUUCACACAAUGCCUUCAUUUUAUUUUUCUGGAAAUUGAAGUGUCAAUUGGGUUUUCAAUAUUUCAUGACUCAAGGAUGCAUUAAAUAUUUAUUUGUGGUAAGAGAAGAUACCUGCCGCUGAGGAGGUUGGCAUAACUUUUUUCAAAAAGCUAUUCUGGGGCCCUGGCCCCUAGGUCAUGCUGUAGCCUCUCAAAUGAGGAAGGUGGCUGUUAUUUAGGACUGGAAAGCAAAUCACAGUGCUAUUUUUAAUGCCUGAGAAAUGCCCUUUAGGGGUACCUCCUUAGACUUACACCUUAAGUGAAGGAGUGGGGGAGGAAGAAGCAUUCUUAGUAGAAGCAUUUUAAAGUAAGGCAGGAUUGCUUUUAAUGUUAAACUAUAAAACUGUACUGCCUAUUUUAGUGUGGACUAUUAAAACCGUUGCACUGUAA
Messenger RNA from Cebus imitator (Panamanian white-faced capuchin), 1660 nucleotides. RefSeq names its product proline rich 15 (gene PRR15). The coding region runs from base 718 to 1107 and encodes 129 amino acids. Lineage: Eukaryota; Metazoa; Chordata; Mammalia; Primates; Cebidae. The record is from RefSeq and is a predicted model, not a curated record. The transcript has 2 exons.